UAUGUUCGUGCGUGUUCUCCCCAGUCAAGGGGAGAGGGCUACGAAUGGAGCGGAACCAAUGUCAGGGAGCUCCGUGUCCUUCCGCAUCAUUUUCAUGACGUACCGCUGCGUUUGGACGUGCAGGGAUGGAUGAAUACACACCAGAUGAACUCCUUGCCGAGUUAAAGGGCAGGCGCCUCGGAGGUUGGGGUGUUGCCCAGAUAGCUGCUGGCACAGGACUUGCUGUCUAUGCUAUGUGGGUGGGCAUCCUUCAGCCAGGCUUUCGAAAAGUACCCCUGAGGCUACAGGUCCCGUACCUCCCUGCCAGCAAGGCCCAAGUACAGAAUGUAAUGACACUGCUGAGGGGUCGACCGGGGACCCUUGUUGAUUUAGGCUCUGGUGAUGGCCGCAUUGUGCUGGAAGCCCAUCGCCAAGGUUUCCAUCCUGCCAUCGGCUAUGAGCUCAACCCCUGGCUUGUUCGCCUGUCACGCUUUCACGCAUGGAGAGCCGGACUUCAUGGAAAGGUGUCAUACCGAAGAGAAGACCUCUGGAAGGUCAACUUGACAGACUGCAAGAAUGUCACUGUGUUUUUGGCUCCAAGUGUGCUGUCAUUGCUGCAAGACAAGUUGGAGGCAGAGCUUCCUGAUGAUGCGCUUGUGGUCGCUGGUCGUUUUCCCUUUCCAAACUGGACACCCUCCAGAACCGAGGGUCAGGGUGUGGACCAAGCCUGGGCCUAUAACAUGCAUGGUCAGAGGCACAAUACCUGCAAAAAAAGGUCCACAUUGUAUUCCAUGGGUGGGGACGUUGUCAGUGAGGAGAAGAGAAGUACUGAGAGUGACACAAGUGUCCACAUGCUCUGAUUUUCUAUGCCUCACUACCGACAAGAUUGUUUUCUGUGAAAUGGGAGUUAUGAUUAAGGUGUAUGCAUGGCUUAUCUGUUCAUCAUGUUAGGAGUGACUUGGUGAGUGUAUAUACACACACACACACACACACACACACACACACACACACACACACACACACACACACACACACACACACACACACACACACACAUUAGCAGUUGAUGAGUGCGCAACACUCGAAACAAGCUUGUACUGCUAUGUAUUAAAAGUAUUUUUCCUCCUAUUCCACUCCUCAUUAGUUGAGCACUUCUAUCAACACCAUUUACGGUUUCUGGAAAAAAAACCGAUAUAUAUGUAUAUGUAUAUAUAUAUAUAUAUAUAUAUAUAUAUAUAUAUAUAUAUAUAUAUAUAUAUAUAUAUAUAUGUAAACCCAGCAAAAUACCAUUAUACUUCUGGCUGAACCAAGCCACUGAGUUCGACAAAUAGCCUACGCAGUGUGUAUUGUUGCAACAGGUUGCCAACACGUAACUUGACUGCUGAGACAUUACAAACUAACUGCCUUUCUUUCUUUCUUUAUUUCCACCACAUUGCUCACAGCCCUUUUCAGUCUUCGCAAGAUUUCCUCAAAUGCUGUUGCACAACGAGCUGUAAGUGACAUGGAGCCAGGUAGUCGCAGUUGCAUUUUCUUCACAUGGACUUGUGAUUUUGCAAAGAGCUCAAUGAUGUGCAAAACCUCUCAGCAUUUCUUCAGUCAGCUGCACUUGUGUCUUGCUGGACAAACGUAACUUUUGAUGGACAGAUUCUUGAAUAUUUGUUUACUCGUUGUUCUGCAAUUUGUUGACCGUGUUAUAUAUUCAGUCUUGAAGGAAAACUCCUCGCAAACGGAAUUCCUGAUAUCAUGCAAGUACUGUGCGUGUGUGUGU
Molecule: messenger RNA, 1747 nt
Organism: Lampris incognitus (smalleye Pacific opah)
Lineage: Eukaryota; Metazoa; Chordata; Actinopteri; Lampriformes; Lampridae
Gene: antkmt
Product: adenine nucleotide translocase lysine methyltransferase
Exons: 6
Coding region: 126-839 (237 amino acids)
Biological process (GO): positive regulation of proton-transporting ATP synthase activity, rotational mechanism; regulation of mitochondrial ATP synthesis coupled proton transport; peptidyl-lysine trimethylation
Cellular component (GO): mitochondrion
Molecular function (GO): protein-lysine N-methyltransferase activity
Source: RefSeq, a predicted model, not a curated record